Molecule: messenger RNA, 1748 nt
Organism: Polychytrium aggregatum
Lineage: Eukaryota; Fungi; Chytridiomycota; Chytridiomycetes; Polychytriales
Product: cyclic nucleotide-binding-like protein
Exons: 7
Coding region: 1-1683 (560 amino acids)
Molecular function (GO): protein-containing complex binding
Source: RefSeq, a predicted model, not a curated record
AUGAAAGGCGACGAGGAGGCCGGGUUCGUUCAACGGCCGUCCGUACGAAGCUCGGCUUGGCGGCCGCAACAGUCAAGCAGCACGAGUCCGGGCGACGGCAGCAACCCUGGCUCGCUGAAACGAGAGAAACUUGAUCCGGCAAAGGAAGCUCAGGCGCAUCUGCAAAACGCCAUAGACAUGCAAAUCGACACCAGCAAACUGCCGCGGCAUCCGUUCCAGUUCAUCAUUCCAAUGAACAGCGUAGCUGUCCUGUGGUGGGCAUACGGCAUCAACCUCAUCCACCUCUUCAACAUCAUAACCAUACCCGUUUACUUAGCCUGGCCAGUCGGAUCCAACAUUCUCCAGAUCAUCUACUUUUUCCUGGGCAUCGACUGCAUCAUGAUGAUGGAUUGCCUGGUGCAGUCGCGCGUCACCUUCAAGAACGAUUACGGCGUAUACGUGCGCUGGGAGCCUUGUGCCGCUCGAUGCCCGUCGGCUCUGCUGGCGAUUCCAAAGUCGCCGCAUAAUCUUGUUCUGUGCUUGCUCUGGGCGUCGUCGACUCUGAUGCAAUAUCCGAUUCGCGGGCUCUCACAGCCGAUAACGCGACUGGUCAAAACCAUGGUUAUCCUCAUGAUCAUGGGCCACAUCGACGGGUGUCUAUUCUGGACGAUCGACAAUCUAUUGAUUCCCGGCAACCGCUGGAUCGAUCGAAACAACCUACUGUUCGACACCAACGGAAAUAUCGUGCCACAAUCGACCCAGUACCUCACUUCGUACCUAUCGGCGCUCAGAUCGCUCGUGCUCAAGCUGCGCGACACAGAGCUGGACACCGAGAACAUUUAUGUGAUAUUUGAGUUCGUAGCUGGGAUCCUGGCCUAUGGAACUGUCUUUGGAAACAUACACAGUAUUGUCGAGAUGCUUGACCACACAGCAGCGUCGACCAAAGCAGAGGAGCGCCACAAAUUUGAGAUGGCAUGGCUGCGAAAGUACAUGCGCGAGAAAGGAUUGCUUCCGGACAUUCAGAAGAUGGUGACAGCUCACAAGGCGCUGCAGUGGCGAAGAAGCCAGGGCAUGGACGAGGCACAUUUGUUUGACGAUAUUCCAAAGUCCGUUCAACAAGAGAUCAAGAAUUUUCUGUAUCUGGAUCUGGUGCAGAGCGUACCGAUAUUCCAGGAAACCGACAUGCAAUUCAAAAACUCGGUGACGUUCAAAAUGAAGCCCUUGCUUGUACUGGAUAACUGGUUUGUGUUCAGGAAGGGAGACGACGGCAACGAAAUGUAUUUUAUCAAGAAGGGGCGAGUUCAAAUCGUCGGUGAUACCGGUCAGAUAUUCUGUACACUAAACGCCGGCAGCUUCUUUGGCGAGAUCGCCCUAUUCGAAGACUGCAAACGAACGGCAUCGGCCAAGGCGAUGGGAGACGUCGAGCUCUGCGUUCUGACCAAGGAAGACUUCAAUGAGGUCUUGCGGCAGAACGAGAUCGUCGCCGAGCACAUCCGUACGACCAUCGCGCAGCGGAAGGAAAACGAAGCCAAGAAGAAAGUCGAGGCCGAGAGUGCCGUCCGUGAUCGGAACCGGUCCGCAUCGAUCUUCAAGCGGAGCGUCAACAGCAUCCGGAUAGGCACACAUUCGCUGUCGGGCCUGUACAAGUCAUCGAAGGAGGUGUUUACCAAGAGCUUUGGAAUGCUGGACGAGGAAGAUUCCUGAUCUGCGGCGAGGGGGGUGGUCAUCAGACGCCGCUUCUGAUCCUGAAUAUACACACAUGCGCUGGC